CCUUAAGAACUGUACACUUUCAGCUGUCACCGAGGGUAACUCAGAUCAGGCUUAGAAAUCACUUGACUUAACUCAGCAGCACUUUUUCUUUUCUUUGUGUCUGUAUUACUUUAGCAGUCUUCUCUAAAUACUGGAGGCAUUGGAUUUCAUGUCGGCAAAAGGAAUUUAAGAAUGACAAAACUAUAAUCUGUUAGAAAUAGUUAAUUUGUAGAAUUUUACUCUAUAAAAGGGUUUAGUUUCAAUUUGUUUUGAAAUGAAAGAAUUAAGUUGUGUUUUUAGCCAAAUGAAUUGGCAUCUUUAUAUUUAGGAGAAGUAACAUUGGUGAUUAUUUAUUUCAAGAAUCAUGACUGGAAAAAGCUUGGAAGUUUAGUAGAGGAGUGUAUGUUGUACAUACAAAGACAAGAUCUGCACGAAUCUAUGUAUUUCUGGGUGUCUGGUGAAGGCCAUUUUAGGUGACUGGCCAAGAGAAGGAGGUGCCCUAGUGAUCCUUGAGUCACGGCCGUACUGCUAGGACCAUGACUACCAUACCAAGAAAAGGCAGCAGCCACCUGCUUGGCAGUUUGCACACCUGUAAACUGAAGCUGCAAGAGGACCGGCAACAGCAAGAAAAAUCUGUCAUUGCUCAGCCAAUAUUUGUUUUUGAAAAGGGAGAACAUACUUUUAAGAGACCUGCAGAAGACGCCCUGUAUGAAGCAGCAGAACCAGAAUGUAAUGGUUUUUCAAGAAAGCGUGUACGGUCUUCAUCUUUCACUUUUCAUAUUACAAAUUCUCAGUCCCAGGGAGUGAGGAAAAACAAUGUUUUUAUGACAUCAACUCUUGUGCAAAGUAAUGUUGAUAUAAAGAGUGCUGAACAAGGUCCUGUGAAAAAUUCUAAACAUGUUAUUAGACCUGCUAUUUUGCAGCUACCUCAAGCUCGAAGUUGUGCAAAAGUAAGAAAAACAUUUGGACACAAGGCACUGGAAUCCUGCAAGACUAAAGAAAAAACAAAUAAUAAGAUUUCUGAGGGAAAUUCCUAUUUGUUAAGUGAAAAUUUAUCAAGUGCUAGAAUUUCAGUCCAGCUGUCUACUAACCAGCACUUUUUAGGUGCAACAUCAGUAGGAUGUCAACCAAAUGAAGAUAAAUGUUCCUUUAAAAGCUGCAGUUCCAAUUUUGUUUUUGGAGAAAACAUGGUAGAAAGAGUUUUGGGUACUCAAAAACUCACCCAGCCUCAACUUGAAAAUGAUUCAUAUGCCAAGGAAAAACCAUUCAAAUCCACUCCGAAAUUUCCUGUCAACUUUUUAAGUUCAAGAACAGACUUUAUUAAAAAUACUUCCCUAAUUGAAUCAGCUGCUGCAUUCUCUUCCCAACCAUCAGGAAAAUGCUUGCUGGAGAAAAUUGAUGUUAAAACAGGGGAGGAAACAGAACAUAAUGUGUUAAAGAUCAACUGCAAGCUUUUCAUAUUCAACAAAACAACACAAUCCUGGAUUGAAAGGGGCAGAGGAACGUUGAGACUGAAUGACACAGCAAGCAGUGACUGUGGAACAUUACAGUCAAGACUAAUUAUGCGCAAUCAAGGCAGUCUAAGGCUGAUCCUCAAUAGCAAACUCUGGGCCCAAAUGAAGAUUCAAAGAGCAAACCACAAAAAUGUACGAAUAACAGCUACUGAUUUAGAAGACUAUAGCAUCAAAGUAUUUUUAAUUCAGGCCAGUGCCAAAGAUACAGCAUAUUUGUAUGCAGCAAUACAUCAUCGUCUUGUUGCACUUCAAAGCUUCAAUAAGCAGAAAGAUGUCAAUCAAGCUGAAAGCCUGUCAGAAACAGCCCAACAAUCGAACUGCGAAAGCUGUGAUGAGAAUGAGGAUGAUUUCAUCCAAGUCACUAAAAAUGGAUCAGAUCCUUCUAGGUGGACUCACAGACAGUCGGUUGCCUGUUCAUGAAUACUACCUACUAUAAACAUGACAUCUACAAAAAGAGGGGUCACCCUACUGAAAAUACUAAACCACCCUAACUAAUGAGAAGAUUCUAUUCAUUCCUUGAAGAGUUUUUAUAGAAAAGUUUAAGAAAUGUAAUUUGUUGCAGUUAACAUUUUUAUGUUUUACAUUUUACAUUUUGAUUAUUGUGCAGAAACUGACAGAAUUUUAAAAAAUGGACUUCAGAAGUUCAAAAUUUAUCAUUUUUGAAGAAGUUUAUUUAGAAUAGGAUUUUAUAACUAAUUUGGACUCUUCAUCACAUUGAUGGAUAUAAUACUUAGAAUUAUUAAUUGCUAGAUUUGAUAAAUACCUAACAAAAUGUUUAUUUUUUUCAGUCAUACAUGACCAUAAAACAAAUAUUUUACUAAAUUUCCAGAGUCAUUUCUUUGAAAAAUAGUAUAAUUGCAUAAUAACAUUUCACUAAAUCCUGUUUAUCUUCUGGAAAAUGUAUAUUUUAAUUUAGCUUUUGGAUUUCCUAAUAUGAUAAGCUUAUAUAUUCAUGGUAUGAAUUCCUUUAAAAAGAGCAUCUGCUCUUGGACUUGUAUCUGUUGCAUCUUGUCAAUGUUUGACUCAUGGUCAGCAUCCAAUAGUUGUUAAAUGAAUAAAUAAAAUAUAAUACAUUACCUAUGUAUCAAAAAGCACAUAUAAGAAAGCCAAAUAUGUUAACUUGUUCUACUUUAUUUAUGUAAUUAUAUUUUCAUUAAUAUCUUAGUAGGUGGGGCUGUAUAGAGAGAAAAACAAAUGUAUCAUACAUAGCCAAAUGAAUCUUUUUCUUAAAUGCUAUUAUUAUCGUAGGCUACAGUAACUUCAACAAUUUUGCAAUAGAGUUUUGAUCCUCUUCUUUGAGAUUUGUUUCAGAGACACCUCAUGGAUCACACAAGAAAAUCAGUCUCAGUACUUAUAGCCCUGUUUCAUUUUUCAAUUCAGUUUUAUCACACCAUGGCUUCGAAGUGACUUUUGAUUGUGACCCCUAAACAAUUCUCUGAUUAGGGGAUAAAAAUUCAUAAUUCCAAGAUGUUUCUGAAAAUGUUCUGAACAAUGACAACAUAUUUGGAAUGAGGGCAUAAUUUCACUAAGUGAUACUUCGAAGAACAAUAUUCAUUUGGAUAUGCGAACACACAUUUUCAAAAGUUAUAUUACUGUAUUACCAUACCUGUUAUAAAAUAAUAAAAAUAUAUAAGUAUUUAUUAAGUCAAACUUCAGCUAGUGCCUGAAAGUUUAGCAUAUGAAAGUUAAAUUAACUUUUAGAUUAUGAUUAUGACAAUUGUUCAACAUUUUGUCCUUCCUUAUAACUGAGAAAGCAUAACUUAACUACUAAGAGAGGCCCAUUCAUUCUUCCAGUGAUUCUAGAAGAAAUAUGGCACAUAAUAUCCUUUACUUCUAAAUAAAAGAGUCAGUGACUCAGAAAAUAAAGAGGAAAAAUAAAGUUAAUGUGACAGAGAUGAAGAAAAGAUAGGAAAAAAGAGAUUUAGCAUGAAAGAAAGAAUAAAAAGAAUGGACAACAGAAAUACUCUUUUUUAAAAUCAAGAAGAGUGACUCUGAUGCGGAACACACUCAGCAGAAAAUUUUCAUUAGAAACAUAACAGAGAGAUAUUUAGAGAAGAUAAUAAAGCACUGGUUCUCUUUUAUUGUAAGAUC
Molecule: messenger RNA, 3584 nt
Organism: Nomascus leucogenys (northern white-cheeked gibbon)
Lineage: Eukaryota; Metazoa; Chordata; Mammalia; Primates; Hylobatidae
Gene: RANBP3L
Product: RAN binding protein 3 like
Biological process (GO): protein export from nucleus
Cellular component (GO): cytoplasm; nuclear pore
Molecular function (GO): GTPase activator activity
Source: RefSeq, a predicted model, not a curated record